CUUACCCGAAGGCGACGGCGGAUAACUGUUUCUUUCCCUUGUGAAACCUGACCCAAGACCCAGAGAUUGUGUGCGAAAUUCCCAUCAUUUGAUCAACUUGACCGCUGCGUUCUGGUGGCCUUGUGAUAUUUGUAGAUUCCCAUGAUGUCAUCAUUUGCUCACAUGUACCACCCGUAUAUCUAAAGUCGUAGUCGGAGACACACUCUUAUGAUAGCCUUCACUGACCCGCCGGAAUAACGUCCAACAUGCCCCUCGAAACUACUGGCACAGCUGAUUUCAAGGUAGGUGAUGAAACCUACCAGACGUGGUACAAGAUUGUCGGUGACCUGAAAUCUGGCAAACCACCUCUCGUCACUCUUCAUGGAGGACCAGGAUUUACACACGAAUACAUGCUCGUCCACAAAGCAUUAACGGAAUCUGCUGGAAUCCCAAUCGUGGCGUACGAUCAGAUUGGGAACGGGAACUCGACACAUCUACGUGACGCCCCCAAAGAAUUCUGGACGCCAGAAUUUUUCAUGGAUGAGCUCGAUAACCUCCUCGACCAUCUAGGCAUCUCCGAGUGCUUCGACCUUGUCGGCCAAUCAUGGGGAGGAAUGCUGGCUGGGCAAUACGCGGCUACUCGUUCACCCAAGGGCUUACGCCGCUUGGUGAUCCUCAACUCUCCGGCAUCGAUGGAACUCUACGAGGUCGGGACGAAUGCUCUUUUGGAAAAGUUCCCACCAGAUUUCGUUGCCAUGUUGCGAAAGCAUGAACGAGAGGGUACGACUAGCUCGAAGGAGUACGAGGAUGGAAUGAUGGUGUUCAUGAAGAAACACGUUUGUACGCUGGAUCCGUGGCCCGAAGAUGUCAUGGCGUCUUUUGAAUCGUUUGGAAAAAAUCCAACCGUUUUUCAUACAAUGCUGGGACCGUCGGAAUUCAAUGUAACCGGAACUCUCAAGACCUGGUCCAUUGUCGACAUCCUUCACAAGAUAACGAAUCCCACUUUGAUCGUCAGUGCACCCAAUGACGAGGUGCAGAAUGUUGCGGUUAUGCCGUGGUUCUUGAGGGUUCCUAAAAUCAAGUGGCUGGAGCUCGCGAACAGUACACACCUAGGAUUGUACGAAGAGAAAGACAGAUAUCUUCAAGUCCUCGAAGAAUUCCUAGAAGCCUCUGGGUGAAUUGUUAGCUUGAUCGAACGUCUAAAUCAAAUCGAAUGCAUGCUAGUUCUGAAAUGUUUAAAAUAGACUUUUGAAGAAAGAGAUUCUCUACUCAGACGGCUGUUGCUUGUCACUGAGAAUUUGG
Messenger RNA from Guyanagaster necrorhizus, 1281 nucleotides. RefSeq names its product proline-specific peptidase. The coding region runs from base 246 to 1157 and encodes 303 amino acids. The transcript has 7 exons. NCBI's taxonomy places the organism in Eukaryota, Fungi, Basidiomycota, Agaricomycetes, Agaricales, Physalacriaceae. Gene Ontology annotation, biological process: proteolysis. The record is from RefSeq and is a predicted model, not a curated record. Gene Ontology annotation, molecular function: peptidase activity.